GGUUGCACCUGGUUCAUUAGACGACUACAACACCCAGAGAGCAGCGCGUUGCGUGUGUCGUGAGAGGCGGCUGAGGCAGGCGGCGGCGAUGCCGCUUCUCGUCAGUAACCGCCCGAUCCAGCUCCCGUCGUCGACAGGCGACUUUAUCGAGCGUUAUUCGCAUUUAAAGGAAGCUGCAAAAUCUCUCCAAUCAAAGCCAGUGUGUAAGAUAGAUCCUAAAGGUCUUUUGUAUGUUCAUCAAAGAGAAUUUGCAACAACAACUCCUCGGGAUGGUUCUGUGUCUAUACUUGGUACGGAAGAUGCAACCACUUGCCACAUGGUAGUUCUGCGACACACAGGGAGUGGGGCUACAAGUUUGGGACAUUGUGAUGGAGCAGAUACAGAACUGACAGUCUCUUUAAUGUUCAAUGCGGUGAAGUCCUUGUCAGUAGGAUGUGAUUCUGGAAGAUAUGAAGUUCACCUUGUAGGGGGUUUCAUUGAUGAAAGGUCAUUGUCUCACAGACUCACUCUUGAACUUCUUGAAGCUUUGAAUUGUCAAUCAGAGAACAUUCAUCUGGAAACAUACUGUUUAACAGAACUUAAUGAUGUAGUGAAGCAAAACAUUCAUUGGCCUGUAAUUUAUGGGAUAGCUGUAAAUGUGAAAACUGGAGAUAUUUUUCAUGCAACUUUCCCAGACAGAGGCCCAGAUGAGGUUAUCCGUGCUGCUCGUACUUUUUUAGGGGGUUCUAUCAUGUCAAUUUAUAACGCAAAAGAGGAACAACUGCAGAUUGACCCUUACCAGUGGAAACAAUUUACAGCUGCUCAGUUCUGGCUGCAGCAGACUGAUCAAGUGAUACUGCAGAACUUUUCAACAUCGCCACUUGUUGAACCAUCACACUUUGUUACACAGGAGAGGUCCGUUUUCCGAUUUCUGUCUCGCUAUCCAGAGGAGCCAUUAUUUCCUAAGGGUAGGUCCAGGAUCUACAAAAAAACUUCGGAUGGUUUGUGGGAGAGGAUUGAUUGUGCUGCCUAAUGUUUUGAAUUAGAGCCACUAACACCCAAGUGCUUUAACUGCUUCUGAUCACAAGUGACACUGCAUUAAGAGCACAACACAGAGGCAUGUUUAAAUCAGUUCAUCCUGCAAUUGCAGCUUCAAAAAUGAAAUUCCUGAAUCAUUUUAUCAGCUGGCAGUACAUUAAGUACUUUUGUAAGGCCUCAGCAAUCAAUUCGUGGACCACCAUAUACAGAAUGUUAUGUAGGAAAUAUGCUUCAGGUUGGAGUUUGCAUAAGAAAAUUUUGUGAUGUUUAUUUUACUGGCAGUAGUAAGUCUGGUGAAUACUUUGUAAAUUUAUUUCUUGAUUAUGUAAUGAUACAAGAACAAAAAUAAAUUAUAAAUACUUGUUUCUUUUGAAUGAU
This is a messenger RNA of Rhincodon typus (whale shark), 1395 nucleotides long. RefSeq names its product N-terminal asparagine amidase (gene ntan1). The coding region runs from base 89 to 1012 and encodes 307 amino acids. Lineage: Eukaryota; Metazoa; Chordata; Chondrichthyes; Orectolobiformes; Rhincodontidae. Gene Ontology annotation, biological process: ubiquitin-dependent protein catabolic process. The record is from RefSeq and is a predicted model, not a curated record. Gene Ontology annotation, molecular function: protein-N-terminal asparagine amidohydrolase activity. Gene Ontology annotation, cellular component: nucleus. The transcript is spliced from 10 exons.